Molecule: messenger RNA, 2538 nt
Organism: Spizellomyces punctatus DAOM BR117
Lineage: Eukaryota; Fungi; Chytridiomycota; Chytridiomycetes; Spizellomycetales; Spizellomycetaceae
Product: DNA replication initiation factor CDC45
Exons: 11
Coding region: 170-2389 (739 amino acids)
Biological process (GO): double-strand break repair via break-induced replication; DNA replication initiation; mitotic DNA replication preinitiation complex assembly
Cellular component (GO): DNA replication preinitiation complex
Molecular function (GO): single-stranded DNA binding; chromatin binding; DNA replication origin binding
Source: RefSeq, a predicted model, not a curated record
CCAACUCUGUUCUUGGUGACCGUUUGAACGCUCCAAAGUUCUUCCAACAUCUUCGCGUCCUUUGGCAUCGCUGGUAGCUUGGUUCUCACUGGCUUGGUUUCGCCUCUUGCUAGUAGCCACAUAGCACAGAAGCUACGGGGAGACCUUCGGACUAGCGUUGGGCGGGCAAAUGGGGUUCUUUGCGUUUGCCCAGCUGGACGAGGUUUAUCACCGCGUAAAGGCAAACGCUCUUCGUAACGGCGUUCCUGGUGCAUCUACCGUGCUCAUCUUUGUCAGUCCCGACGCUGACGCUUUGUGUGCACUAAGAAUAUUGGUGAAUCUCCUAAAAUCCGACUGUAUAGCGCAUAAGGUGGUGCCCGUCGCGGGGUACACGGAUCUCAGUGAAGCCAAUGAAGAUCACGUGGAAGCUAAUGAGGAGUUGCGAAGCAUCAUAAUGCUAAACUGUGGAGGAUUGGUCGACCUGACGGAGAUGUUCAGCUUAUCAGAGGAGAUGACUGUGUACGUCUGCGAUUCGCAUCGACCGUUGAGCUUGCAAGGCUUGUUCGGACAUGACCAGAUCAUGUUUUUGGACGAUGGUGAUGUCGAUCAGAUGUCCGAUUUACGGGAAGCUGUAGAGGAGCUCGAGUUCGCAGAAACAGAUAGUGAAGCGGACGAGAACGCGGAGGAAGAAGGAUCUGACAGUGAAGCAAGUGCCAGUGAAGGCGAGAAUGAAGAUCCAACAGAGGAGGAUGAAGUUGGGGAAGUGGAUGAGAAGGACGACGAACAUCGGAAGCCAGGAAAGCGAAAAAAGCCUCCAGCGGAUGAAGCAAUGGAAAUCAUAUCCCCACCAACAAAGAAAGUUCGUGCAUCAGAGCGAAGAAGGCGACGAAAGCAGCAACAGCGGCUAAUAGCAGAAUACUACGCGGAAGGGGCAUACUAUGGGAUGUCAGUUGCAGGAAUAAUAUAUACAAUGGCUUCUCAGCUAGGGCGGGCAUCAAACGACUUUGUUUGGUUGUCCAUCAUUGGUUUAAGUGAUCAGUACCUGCACGAUCGAAUUGAUCAACGUCGUUAUUUAUCACAAGUUGAAACGUACAAGGACGAGGUUGCGCGUUUUAAUAUCCGCCAUGGCGGCGGGGACGAGAAUGACGAUAUAGACUCCCUCUUUGGUGAAUCUGCGACAAAGUCAGGACCGGGAUCUGCCAUUAUCCGGAACGCGGACGACCACGCAAUACGCUGUGAUGAUGAGUUUCGGCUGAUGCUAUUGCGACAUUGGACCUUGUAUGAGUCUAUGUACCACUCUAGCUAUGUGGCUACUAAGCUUGGGAUUUGGAAGGAACGUGGGCGCCAAAGGCUGACAAACUUGCUCGUAAAGAUGGGCUUGCCUCAUAAAGAGUCACAGCAACGAUUUACCGAAAUGAACAUAACGUUUAAGCGAUCCAUACGGGAUAAGCUGUCGUCAGUAGCUCCCCGGUAUAAUAUGUCCGAGAUUAUCUUUCCUUCGUUCUGCAAAAGUUUUGGGUACAAGGGUGUUGUAUCUGCUCCCGAUACGGUAUACGCCCUUACAGCUCUUCUAGAUUGGGGGGCGGAAUGGAUUACCCGGCAUAGUGCCAUUGCUUACAGCGAAGGCAUGAGACCAGUGUCUUCAAGGCUUGGACGCCCGGGCGGUGGCAGGGACGAAACCUCGGAACUUGGAACUGGCGGACUUGCAGGAGUAGGUGUAGGAACGCGAACAGGGAUGGCCGCGGUCGCAAUGAGAACUGGUGAUUCAAUACAUGACGACGGAAAUAAAAGUGAUGAAGAUGAUGAAGACCUUGCGGAGGAGGAACAAGAGAGAAGAAAAAAAGAGAAGCAAAGAGCAUGGGUCCGCAACUUUUAUGUCGCGUACGAUGCUCUUGACAGCUUUGACAUCCUUCAGCAAGGCAUCCAGCUUUCCAUGAAUUUCCAAAGGAUCCUGGUUCGCACCGGCGUGUCUGUUUUGGAGAAGAAGCUCACACAAACGCUACGGACUUUUCAAUUGGCUGUGCUAACUGGGGAAGGAUUAGGCAGUGCCAUUGAUGGUAGCGGCGCUCUCACCGAUGAGAACGACUUUUCCCUAUUUGGCCGCAGUCCGGCACAUUUGGGACGGCUUGCCAAAUUUUUAAUGGAUGCAUUUCGGGAAUAUCGUCAGAAGGAUCUUCCAUUGGUUAUAGCCGCUUUCAAUACCGUUGCGGAUGCCUACCUUGUCAUUGGUUUUACGGGAUCGACAAAAGGCGGGGUCGUGCGUAAGAACACCUUUGGUCCGGCAUUUCAAAGGGCAGCGCAGCGUACGAACGCCCGCAUUCGGCAUGACAGUUUUGAAACAUCAGUCAUGGAAGUACGAAAAGAAGAUUUGACAGACUUUUUGGAGAGCUUGCAACUGUUCAUGCAGUGAAGAGUUUGCCGCUUCUCGGAUGUAGGCGUGAAUGUAUAGUAGCGGGGUGGACUUUUUUUUGUAAAUACUGUUAUCUUCUUAAAGAGCGGAAUGGCGCUUAAAUAGAUUAAUGGGAUAUAUAUAAAUGGCUACUAAGGACCGGAUAUUCC